Molecule: messenger RNA, 1040 nt
Organism: Dermacentor silvarum
Lineage: Eukaryota; Metazoa; Arthropoda; Arachnida; Ixodida; Ixodidae
Exons: 10
Coding region: 137-937 (266 amino acids)
Source: RefSeq, a predicted model, not a curated record
CACGCGCCACUGGCGAAGAGAAGAAGAAGCCGGACAAGCCACCGCGUUUCGAAGGCCGUUCGCUGCAAAGUCUUUCCCGAGAUCUACAUCUACAUCUACGUCUUCCCUGAGCGGAAGCCGUCUCGAGCUCCCUGGCAUGUGCCUCAUCUCUUCGAGGGAGGCCAUCGGAAUCGUUGUCGUAUGCCUGUUCAUCAACGCCUUCAACGUGGCCUACGUGCUGAAGCCCGAGAUAAGGCGACAUCUCAAUAAGCAGUCCUGGUUCGCCUAUGUUCCGGACGUACACGACGUGAGCAAGUUUGUGGGUGCUGAAACGUCGAACUACAUCGCGCUAGGCCUGGCCGGAAUAAGCAUCAUCUUUGACGCGUUCAUUCUUGUCGGAACCGUCCAAGGCAUUCCCGAACUACUGGAUUCCGGAUGCAUAUGGCAUUACGUCGACCUAGGGGCUGAUUUCAUCGUGGGCCUGGCGUCGGCCAAUUACACGAGACCCCGGGUCAUCCAGCAAAAAACCGAGGUCAUCAAGCAGGCGCCCCUGCACAGAUCGGGCUGCGCGGGGGCGAUUCCGUGUGCUCCGACCGCGGCUCCGACUACCGCUGCACCCAACGCAACGGACAAUGCGCCGGACGACGGGGCAGGACCGCACGGCGCUAACGACAGCAGCCGCCGCCGGAUGCUCACAUCGCCGUCGACGGAGAAGGACGACGACCAGGGACCACUUGGAAAUGAGCGCUCUGUUCACAUCGACUCAGACAUGCGCCUGUUGCAAGCUCAAGGGCCGGAAAUUGCGUAUGAAACAAGGGAGGAAACCACCACCAGCGUUCUCCUGGAACCUGCCACGGUGCGGCAGUUUCUCCACUUCUCGUACGUCAUAAUGCGAGCCGCUGUUAAGUUUCAAAAGCUGGGAAUGCUUGCCAGCUUGAGCCGCGUGAUGAAAAACUAGCAGCCCGCAGAUGUGAAGCGGGGACAUUUAGGAUGUUUCGCUCGAGCUGCCUGGUCUAUUUACUGAUGCGACCACAGCUCGUGUUUACAUGUACGCUAGUAAA